AUGACCAAUCAGACAUUCAUCCAUCCACCAACCCAUACGCCUGCGGGCGUCACGUUUACGGGGCCCAUUGGUGCUGACACCAACUUGAUGAUGCAUAUGCACGACGAUACAAUGGCGACCUUUGAUGGCAUGCCUGCUCCCCCACCUCCCAGCCAUGAGGACUACGACGACGAGAUCGAUCCUGCCGCGCGCAAUACCAACGUUGAGCAGCUGAGAGAAUUUGCGCGUGGCAAGACAGCCAUCCGGUACGCGCACUGCGUCAUUGAGCGUCGUGGCCCGCCACCUCCUUCACUCGUGUGCAACGAAUGUGGCGUAGCAGGAACUGCCAGAUGGAGAUGUGACAGCUGUCAGCGUCAUCGUGAUCUCUGCACUGGCUGUUUGCGAAAACGCCACAUGUCAAAUCCCUUUCAUCGCGUGCGCUACCUAUCCGGUCCCAAAUACGUCGAGGCCUGGCUACGGGACGCAGGUGUCUUUAUUCAGCUUUGCCCAGUUGCAUCCGGUGAUGACCUCUGUCCUGGUUACACCCAGGGCGAGUUCCCCCUUCCUGCCGGAAUCGACAAGGACCCACCUCCUUCGUACGGCAUAGGACAUCGAUUCGGUCGUCCCGAAAAUGCAGAGCAGCCCACAAACUUCCCCGAUACCGCCAGUCCGGACACUGCGAGUCCGGAUGUUGCAUCCGGCGGGUCUCCAUUCAUGUCCCAGGAUCCGGACGAAGACCUGCUGCCUAGCGAUGCUCGGGAGACGGAGGGUGAUGAGGGAGACGCUGAUGGUCAGGAAAAUGGCGGAGAGGACGGCUUUAUGGGCAGGGAUGAAGGACUUCCUGAGGGUGAGGCACGGGCGAGGGGCAGGCAGGCCAGAAUACGGAGGGAUACGCGUGGUUUACCAGUCAUGGUCAUUGUCGACAAGACCGACAUUCACCAGAUCGGCGUUGCAGUUUGCAAAUGUGCGGGGACUGGGGCCAGUAUGGCAAUCGACGAGCAGUUAAUCCGUCUGGGCGGCCUCAUUCCUGCCACACCCUCAAACCCUGGGACGUGCUUCACGCUAGAGGCGCUGUCCUACUUUCAGAUUGAUCGCCUGGAGUGUAAAGUCACUCCUCAGGCACUGAUGCGUCGUCUGAGACGCAACACUUCACCUCUUCAUCCAUCCACCGUUGCAGUAUGUCCCCGUACUAUCUGCGCACGUUACAACAUCGUAAACAUCCAACAGGAUCGGUACUUGGAAGGCCUACGUGUCAUGCGCGAGUGGACCGUCAUUGACAACUUGAUUACGCACGGUUUUGCGCACCAGCCGCUCGAAAACUGGCAGCCUCCACCUCCCGGCAGUCUGUUUCAUCGCUGUGUGGUAUGCGCAUCAAAAAAAAACCUGCCACGCGGAUACAAGGGCCAUAUCCAUAAAUGGGCCAUUUUCCACUCAUACGUUCAUGAUGGAAACUUCAGUGGCGAGCAUACCGUCUCGCGCCAGCCCGGUAACAAUGUACCAAUCUUCCCAGGGACCGGCGCAUUUCAGCAUCCGGAGGGCAUCAAAAGGGAUCUAGCGUCAAUGAAAACCGAUAAGCAGCUUCGCAAGGAGGCUGAGCAUUUGUUUGCGAACGACAAACCAUGCAAUAACCACGUUGCAGCGCAGUUAACUGGAAAAACACGCGACAAGGUUACCGACAUCAAGGGCAUUGGCGCAUGGGCUUGCGCUCGCCACGGACAGUUUCUGGCUGGUGGAACAUGCAAUUAUAACUUGGGCGAAGCAUCUGGCCCAGCGGAUGUCGCUCUUAACAACACCUUCAAGCUCAACACGGACGUCGAGCUCGUGGACCGUCUUCAGCUCUUCUAUGAUAUCUGGUGCCGCUAUGGCAUCCACCUCAAGGAACGCUUUAAUCGCUCGCCUAACAUGACAUGGCCUCAGUUCAGGGAGGUUCUGGGUAGCGUCGGGGUGUGGCACAUCUAUGGGCAUGUCUUCGAGUGUUACGGACGAUGGUCCAAUCUCUAUUCACGCCAGACGGGUAUUGUGGAUGGCGAGAUUCUUGAGACGCUCUGGAGCGUGCUCAACCAGAUCCUUCAGUCCUGCCGUGGAAUGUCGCUUGCCAAUCGUGAGGAGGUCAUCUCAAUGUUCGAGUCAGACAGCAAUCAUCGCAAGAACCUGGCGAUGGCUGAUACUUUGGUGAAAAAGUUCAACAAGUACUUUGCUGAAGAAAGGGAGCGCGCAAGGCUGGUCGAGCAGCUCUCACUGUGCACUUCCCCUGAGAAUGUCGUACAGUGGGAAGAGGAUAGACAAGCGUUCGAGCGUGAUCGAAUCAACGAUCCCAGUGCUGGGGAUCGCUUUUUCAAACAGACUCUUGUGCAAGUACCCUCGCGAAAGGACGCCGAGCUCAAACUUUUGGAGGAAGAGGCCGCUGGAUCAGAGGGGAGGGGUCUGGUGAAAGCUGUCAUUGACAGUCUGGACCUUGUCGUUGAUCAACUGAAGCUACAAGCACUCGACAGGCAAGCUGUGGCUGCUUCAGAGAGACGCAACAUCGCAUCAACCCGCACAAAGAUACACAACCGUGUGAACAAGUGCAAUGCAGCCAUGGAGGCCGCGCUUGGCUCAUAUCGUGGGCAUGGCACCUUGACGACCGUGAAACUAACAAAGCUGUUGCAAGAGGACGAGUGGGACGACACCGAGGAAGCUCAGCCUGGGGCUGCCAGUCGUCGAGGCGAUGAUGCACCCGCCGGGUCCCGGGUACUACGAACUGGUGCCGAGUUUCGGGCAGUCGAUCUGCCAUCGUCUCGCAGUAGCAACUGGAGGGCCAUGCACGUCAAUCCGACUGACGACGACGAUUGCGAUAUCAGACGCCAUGCUAUGGAGAUAGAAACGGGCGUCCUGCUGGCACGAAUGAACGAAACCCUUGGCCACAUUCGCACACUCAUCGUCGAUCAGGCGAACACCUACCUCCAACGAAUCCGGUCGCGCAAUGGCAACGGUAAUCAAGGCUACCAUCAGCUAAACGUUGCAUAUGCCGACGCUCAAAAGCAAGGCAAGGCAGUUCGCGUUCACGCCCAGAUCUACAACAUCUGUCGGGAGAAGCUCAUGAGCCUCGCGUGGGAUACAAGUCCCGAGACCAAGGUCCGGUUCGACAUGAUGCGCGAGAAGUAUCGUGUUUUGACUGCAAAGGAUCUUGUGUGUUCCACGAAGACGUACAGCACAACAGGCACUGUCUCUGGUUUCAAACUACCUUGGUUUUGGCGUAUGGUGGGAAUGGAUGCGACGGAGAGUGUGGAGCAGACGCGGCAAAAGGAUGAGGAGUUCAUCGCAGACUUCUUCCGAGUGCGCUGGAUCAAUGCUAAAUGCUCAUUGACCCGGUGUCGCGAGGAGCUCAUCAUCCUGACAUUCGAAAUGCAGAUGUGCUAUCUUGGCUAUCGCAGCUUGGCAUCUGGCUGGAUGCGAAAGGCAAAGAACAUGGCGGGCAAGCGUGCUCACGAAGCAAUGGCGUUUGAGAAUGCCGGUCAUUGGUCUGACAUGGCAGCUUAUGCCAAGGCACGAUUCAACGAGUGCCACGAGAAUGUCAUACCUCCAGGGCUGAAGACAGAGUACUUGUAA
This is a messenger RNA of Peniophora sp. CBMAI 1063, 3567 nucleotides long. NCBI's taxonomy places the organism in Eukaryota, Fungi, Basidiomycota, Agaricomycetes, Russulales, Peniophoraceae. The record is from the annotation of a GenBank genome assembly.